Molecule: messenger RNA, 1590 nt
Organism: Schistocerca piceifrons (Central American locust)
Lineage: Eukaryota; Metazoa; Arthropoda; Insecta; Orthoptera; Acrididae
Product: probable low-specificity L-threonine aldolase 2
Exons: 10
Coding region: 214-1419 (401 amino acids)
Biological process (GO): L-threonine catabolic process; glycine biosynthetic process
Cellular component (GO): cytosol
Molecular function (GO): L-allo-threonine aldolase activity
Source: RefSeq, a predicted model, not a curated record
CCAGUUUCCAGCGACUCGGCGCCCGCGUUGUCAAGCGAUCUGAGUUGCGUGGUAUCCCGAUACAGCUCAACUCUUACUGGUUUAUUUUGAAGAUGAAAGAAUAGCUUGUGAACAAUAGCUUUACAAGCGAAGUCUAAAAACAUCUCAUUUUAUACAACUACAAGCUCCCAGGCUACUGCAGCAGACAUUUGGCAGAAAAACUGAGGUGUGUCGAUGAUCACACGUAUUGCGAGAUACGCGCCGAAAGUUUUGGUUUGCUGCUGGCAACAGAAUUUACACUACAGGGGUCUGUAUAUUCAGAUGGCAGCAUCAAAGUUCCAGGAUAUGUAUGUGAUUGAUUUGCGGAGCGAUACAUUAACAGUACCUACUAAGGCAAUGAGAGAAGCAAUGUACAAUGCAGAAGUUGGAGAUGAUGUUUAUGAAGAAGAUCCUACUGUGAAAGCUUUGGAACGAAGAGCAGCCGCAUUAUUUGGGAAAGAAGCUGGACUAUUUGUUCCCAGUGGUACUAUGGCCAAUCUACUUGCAAUUAUGGUUCAUUGCAGUCGAAGAGGAACUGAACUCAUAGCUGGUGACAAGUCUCAUAUUUACAAAUAUGAGCAGGGAUCAGCAGCACAUAUUGCAGGGGUUCAAGUAACAACAGUUAAAAAUAAACCAGAUGGAACUUUUGAUUUGGAUGAAAUGCAGAUGAAAAUAAGAAACGAAGAUAUCCAUGAGCCAGUCACUGCUCUCAUCUGUAUUGAAAAUACACACAACUUAUGCGGUGGGAAAGUUCUACCGAUGGAAUGGCUCGAUGAGUUGUGGAAGCAGGCAGCCCAGCGUGACAUACCUGUGCAUGUGGAUGGUGCUCGUUUGCUAAAUGCAGCAACAAAGAUGCGUGUGCACCCUGCUGUGCUGACCAGCGGCUGCCGCUCUGUGUCACUCUGUCUCAGCAAAGGUCUCGGUGCUCCAGUUGGUUCUCUACUGCUUGGUGAUGCUACUUUUGUGAGCAGAGCAAGGUACCUACGGAAAGCCCUUGGAGGGGGAAUGCGGCAAGUGGGUGUGCUAGCAGCAGCAGGGCUUGUGGCACUGGAUACUGCCUCUGACAGACUUACACAAGACCAUGCUAAUGCAGCUCUCAUUGCCAAAGGUAUAUCAGAGUUUGGAAGCAAAUAUAUCCAUAUUGACCCAGCUAGUGUCCACACAAAUAUUAUUAUGGUCAAUGUUGAAAGAAAAAUUAAAGCACCAGAACUAUGCAGUCGAUUGGAGCAGAUUACUGAUGAAGAGACAGAGUAUUUAGGAAAGGAAGCAGUAAUUGUUAAAGCUUUGUCUUUGGACACUGGGCACAUACGACUGGUAACAUAUAACAGCAUAACAGAUACUGAUGCCAAGAUGGUUGUGAAGAAGCUUCAGUUCAUCAAUCAAGAGCUGCAGAGGAGCUGAUUAGUGUUAAAAUAUGUGGUGAACUCUUCAGUAUCACAGUUAUUCAAGCAGCAUGAAAAACAGUGUAAUAAUUUAAUGUGGGAAUUAGCACCAUUCUUUCUAUAGCAUAAGGUAUAAGUUCGGAAAAAAUGCUAAUAAAAAAAUAAAUCAAAUACUAUUUGUCCAAAACUA